UGCGUCAUAAACCCUUGGAACCGACUCCCAGAAUAGGUGGUAUCAACAGCUUCAAAUAAUUUAUUCGACAAGGAAUUUGACUAGCAGAGAAACUCAUAAUAAAAGGGGUACCAUAGGCUUUAGUUCGUCUGCAUUCAAACAACUAACGUGUGUCUGAAAUCUGAGGAAAUUCGAAUGGUGGCGUUGCGUUGGUACGACCUUCAGCUCACCUCAUCUAUACAAAUUCUGGUUUAGAAACAAGGCUGAAAGAAUUUUAAAUAAAAAAAACAUGCCUAUCUUAUGCUGUAGAUGUCAGUCGAAAGGAUAUAUCAAACGUCCAAAAACUGGUGAUAUUAUGUGUAAAGAUUGCUUUUCAUUUUGUUUUGAAGAGGAAAUACAUUGGACGAUCGUAAAUGCCAAGCUUAUUAACCGUGGUGAUAAAAUAGCUAUUGGCGCUUCUGGUGGUAAAGACUCAACAGUAUUAGCUCAUGUACUCAAUCUAUUGAACAAAAGGUAUGACUAUGGAGCAGAAUUACUCCUUCUAUCUAUUGAUGAAGGAAUAAGUGGUUAUAGGGAUGAUUCUUUAAGGACUGUACAACGAAAUCAGAUUCAAUAUGCACUUCCCUUAAAAAUUCUUUCCUAUCAAGAUUUGUAUGGUUGGUCAAUGGAUAAUAUUGUGAAACAUAUUGGAAACAAACGAAAUUGUACAUUUUGUGGGAUAUUUCGUCGGCAAGCUUUAGAUAAAGGUGCACUACUUCUUGGUGCCAACAAAAUAUGUACAGGUCAUAAUGCUGAUGAUAUUGCAGAGACUGUAUUAAUGAAUAUCCUUCGAGGUGAUAUUGGCCGAUUGAAAAGAUGCACAGCUAUCAUGACAGGUACAGACGGUGUACUGCCACGUUUUAAACCAUUCAAAUAUGCCUAUGAAAAGGAGAUUGUCAUGUAUGCACAUAUGCAUAAAUUGGAUUAUUUUUCAACUGAAUGUAAAUAUGCACCACAAGCCUAUCGAGGUCAUGUGAGAGCGUAUAUUAAAGAUUUGGAGAGAAUACGACCCAGAACUAUCGUAGAUAUUAUUGCAUCUGGAGAACGUAUGGCUAUUCGAAGUGAUGUAAAAAUGCCCACAAAAAACUGGUCUUAACAUCAUUUUCUUCCUUGCAGCAAAAAAUAAGAUUGGCACCCACAUUACUUAUGGCUCACAAGUAUUCAUUUUUAUACAUUCAUACAUACAUCACUAGCAGGUACUUGUGAAAAGUGUGGAUGCAUUUCAAGUCAGUCUAUUUGUCAGGCUUGUGUUCUGCUAGAGCAGUUGAAUUCCGGUCUGCCACAGUUGUCCAUAAAAGAAACUGAUCCUCAUUCUAAUGAUGAUUAACUGGAGGAUUUUUAGUUCUUCAAAACUUUCUCAUCGAAAUGUACAUCUGAAUAUAUAUAUAUUUUGAUAUACGUCUUUGUACUAAUAUAUCAUACUUUUUCAUGGUAUAUUUAUUAUUUUCUUCAAAGAUACAUUUGUACAGUGAUCAUUAGGAGAAAAAAAUAAACUAUUCUGAGCACAAUUCUCUUUUA
Messenger RNA from Trichobilharzia regenti, 1536 nucleotides. Lineage: Eukaryota; Metazoa; Platyhelminthes; Trematoda; Strigeidida; Schistosomatidae. The record is from the annotation of a GenBank genome assembly.